This is a messenger RNA of Paramecium pentaurelia, 1324 nucleotides long. The record is from the annotation of a GenBank genome assembly. NCBI's taxonomy places the organism in Eukaryota, Ciliophora, Oligohymenophorea, Peniculida, Parameciidae.
AUGAUUUCUAAUUCUGACAUUGAAACAAUAAAUAAGUUUAUUAUUGAAGCCAGUGGAACCCUUGAGAAUAUAUAAAAGGCUUUUGUGAGAAAAUUUUCUUAAGAAUAUGGUCCUUAUCUAUAUUUUUAUUAAGGUCUUUGUGAUAAUGUAUAUAAUAUUGAUGAUUUUGUUUUAGAUAUUCACAAAAGGAUAGAGACUCUUAAUAAUUUUCUUGUUAUACAAUUCUGAAUUGAAACAGUGUUUAAUAGAUAUAUCAAAUUAUAGUUUAAAUCAAUUUGAAAAAAAAUUCAUUCAAGAUCCAUAACUUGUAAAGCAUUAUUAUUAAGACUUAUAAGAUAGUAUGCUGGCCUUACAAUAAAGACCCUUUUAGAAGAAUUAGAUAAAUUUACUAUGAAUGAUAAAUAAAUCAAUAAAGAAUUGUUAUAGCCAUAAAAUUCAUAAUAUAAAUUGAGAAAUUGUAUAUCUAUAAAUAGUAAUCCACCUGAGUAAAAUAUUUAAUAAUAAAAUAUAGAAAAUUGGUUUAAAAUGAAAACUUGGAGAGAAUAUAUCAAUAUUAAAAUGGAUUCGAUAUUGAUUAUUUAAGAUUGACCCCAGAUAUAGUUUAGAAUAGAUGUGAUUGGAUUGAAUUUUAUUAGGUUUAUGAUGUUUAAUGGGAUUAUUCAUUGUAGAUAAAUUCUGAUAAGUUGAGUCAGAUAAAAGAAAUUAUGUAAAAAGCACAUUUAGAAUAAUUGUCUGAACAAGAAUUAAAGGUAUGAUGUAGAAAUAAUUGAAUUAGUAAUUUCAGGAGUAUUUGAAGAAAGAUAAUAAUAAUUUAUUAAAAAAUAAUGGAUUAUUAAAUUUCAAUUUAAGUGAUUUAAUAGAGAAGAACUUAAAUUUAGCUUUUUUCCUAUUUAGUAAACAUUUUCCAAAUACAGAGUUUCUUGAGUAUAUAUAAAUGUAUAGAAAUAGUUUAAUGGAUACUUUAGUAACAAUUGAUAUUACACCAAAUGCUUUAGAAAUGAUGUGCAUGAUAGUUUAAUAAUAUCAUGUGCCCCAAGAAUACCUUAAUUAUUAUGUGAAUUAUUGUAUUUAGUUCUGUUCAAAUAUAAAAGUAAUUCUAAAGUGUAAAGUAUAGGAAAAAGGAUAGUAAGUGAAAAUGAUCAAAUAUUUGACAAUUUUCUUGAAACAUCUAAUAAAUAAAAAGAUGUUGAAGACUUAUGAAUUGUAGACUGAAGUAUAAUAGAAAUUAUGAUAAAUUUAGUUACAAGCUUUUUCAAUAGAAUUUUCUAAUAUAGGAGAAACAUCUAGUUUAUUCAAAUUGAUAAAGAAUGAUUAAUAAUAAUGA